AUGAAAACUAUUCUAGCCAUAACCGGCCUUAUUUUCUUUCAACCGCUGGAUGCCUUCAUUAACAUGGCGGACGUGGAUUGUGGAAUGUCAGUAGUUCGUAAUGGCAAAAUCGUUAAUGGAAUCGACGCCGAAGAAGCCGAAUUUCCUUGGAUUGUUUCACUUAAGCAGAGGGGUGAACAUUUCUGCGGUGGAGCGCUCAUCAACAGUCGAUGGGCCCUAACGGCCGCCCACUGCGUGCUCAGUCGAAGGGCUUCGCAGAUCCAAGUGAGCGUGGCCGAGCACAACCUGCUCGACGCCAAUAGCCAACACACGAAGCUGUUCCAGGUCACCGAGAUAGUUUUGCAUCCGUCGUACGUGACUCGUCAAUUGGCUGGCGAUAUCGCGCUCAUCAGUUUCGACCAGGACGUUCAAUGGGGCGAUCGUGUUCAACCCGUCUGCCUGCCCAAUCCGGACAAAGAUCCGUUCGCUGGCUUCCUGGCAACUGUGGCCGGAUGGGGCUGGACUGACGAAGUUAAAAACGGUGGAACAAGAGCCAAUGUUCUGCAAAAGGUCGAUGUGCCCAUCUUAGCUAAUGCGGACUGUCAGCAGUGGUACAAAGACGAGAAGAAGUCGUUGAUUAUUGUGGACACGGCCUUGUGUGCCGGAGUGGAAGCCGGUGGCAAGGACGCUUGCCAAGGCGACAGUGGCGGCCCACUGGUCAUCAAGAAAGACGGCCGUCACCAAGUAGUUGGCGUCGUCAGCGCAGGAAUCGGUUGCGCCAGACCUCGGCUGCCCGGCCUCUACACCCGCGUCAAUAACUAUCUCGACUGGAUUUCUCGCACAGUCCGCAAAGAACAAGAAUUAUAA
Molecule: messenger RNA, 846 nt
Organism: Daphnia carinata
Lineage: Eukaryota; Metazoa; Arthropoda; Branchiopoda; Diplostraca; Daphniidae
Product: serine protease 1-like
Exons: 6
Coding region: 1-846 (281 amino acids)
Biological process (GO): proteolysis
Molecular function (GO): serine-type endopeptidase activity
Source: RefSeq, a predicted model, not a curated record